Messenger RNA from Trichosporon asahii var. asahii CBS 2479, 2121 nucleotides. Its product is annotated as APC amino acid permease. Gene Ontology annotation, biological process: amino acid transmembrane transport. The coding region runs from base 1 to 2121 and encodes 706 amino acids. Gene Ontology annotation, cellular component: membrane. Lineage: Eukaryota; Fungi; Basidiomycota; Tremellomycetes; Trichosporonales; Trichosporonaceae. The transcript has 4 exons. Gene Ontology annotation, molecular function: amino acid transmembrane transporter activity. The record is from RefSeq and is a predicted model, not a curated record.
AUGUCAACUGAUGCUGACGAACAGCCUGCCAACCUUGGAUCAAGAAUGUGGACUUCCAUCAAGAUGUUCACACUGCCCUCCACCCCUUACCCUGCCAAGGUUGUUUAUCAGUUCGGAAACACCGGCGGCACGUCCAAGCUGCUCCAACGGCCUACGGCAGGUUCCACUGGUCACACUGGCUAUCAGCCGAAAGAGGUCUCGGCAAGCCGCUACCGGACCUUUAUCCGAUCGUUUGGGUCCGGAGCCAGCCAGUCAAACGGUGCUCCUGCAUCAGACGGAGAGCCCCACCGCCUGCACACGGUACCGCCUGGCAAAGCCAGAGCUGCCCCGACUGCUCUCGGACGCCCAGGCCGCCUUGAGAAUUCUGGCUCGCCUGACUCUGACCUGACUACUGAUCUUCGUCCGCUCAUCUCUGAUCUCAACCUUUCUCCAUCGCAACCAACUUUUCCGGACGACACCGGCCCACCACCUGGUCGUCCCUCCACCACGAUGUCGAAGUACGACGACGAGAAGGCGGCCGCCGGCAAGACGGAGGUCACGAGUGCGGAGAUCUAUGAUCCAUCCCUCGAAAGCAUCUGGACGCGUCUCGGCCUGAACUUUGAAAGCUUCAAGCCCGCCCCUGCAACGACCAAGGGUAUCGUGACCCACGGAGACAUCCCCAUCGAACUCGACCUGUACGACAAUGGUCUCCUGCAACAGAAGAUGAAGCCGCGGCAUCUGCAAAUGAUCGCGGCCGGAGGUGCCAUCGGAACCGGUCUCUUCGUCGGAACGGGUGGUGCGCUUGCGACUGGUGGACCGGCGGGUAUCGUCCUCGGCUGGCUCAUCAUGGGCUUCAUGGUCGUCAAUUGGCUGUGUACGCUGCCCUUAGAGUUGACUGUAGCGGCUUCUACGGUGAUGUUCUGGGAUAACCCCGUACCUCUGGCCGCCUGGAUCACGAUAUUCUGGGUUAUUAUUAUUCUGGGUGUCUUAUUUGGCACUCUGGGCUAUGCGGAGGAAGAGUUCUGGACCUCCUCCCUGAAGAUCCUCGUUAUUCUCAUUUUCGUUUUCGUCGCCAUCGUCUGCGUCUGUGGAGGAGGACCCUCCUCGGGUGAGUAUGGAAGCUACGUCGGCGCUCGCUACUGGCACGAUCCAGGCGCGUUCGCAUACGGCUUCAAGGGCGUCUGCACUGUCUUCGUCACGGCGGCAUUCAGUUACUCGGGCUCUGAGCUCGUGUCCUUUGCCGCGUCUGAGACUCCCGACCCGAUGAACUCCAUGCCGCGCGCCAUCAAGGGCGUCAUCUGGCGUGUAAUCAUCCUCUUCCUGGUCGUCAUUCUCAUGAUCAGUCUCGCUAUCCCUUACAACGAGCCCCUCCUUCUCGAGGGCGAUGGGGCUAAUGGCUCGCCGAUGGUCAUCCUCAUGCGCAGGGCCAACAUCAAGGGUCUUGACCACCUCGUCAAUGCCACUGUUCUCAUCGCCGUCCUUUCCAUGGGUCUCUCCUGCGUCUACGGCGGCACCCGACCCCUGCUGUCGCUCGCCAACCAGGGCUUCCUUCCCAAGAUCUUCUGCUACGUCGACAAGUCCUCCCGCCCCCUCUUCUGUAUCCUGGUUGUCAUGAUCCUCUCGCCUCUCGCCUACAUCAACGUGCUCCCGGACAUCGGUACGCAGGUCUUCGACUGGCUCAUCGGCCUUUCCGGCCUCUCGACACUGUUCACGUGGCUGGCCGUGUGUAUCACGCACAUCCGCUUCCGUCAAGCGUGGAAGGCGCAGGGUCACUCGGUCGAUGAGCUCCCGUUCCGUGCCUUCGGUGGAAUGUGGGGCAGUGUUGUCGGCGCCACUCUUGUGAGCCUCAUCAUCAUCUCGCAGUUCUACAUCGCCGUGUGGCCCGUUCACGACGGCUCAGAGCCCACUACGCCCGGAGAGCGCGCCCAGUACUUCUUCAUGAUCUUCAUCAGCGUGCCCAUCCUCAUCCUCAUGUGGGCGGGCUUCUGGCUUUGGAAGAAGACCAAGUUCUGGAGGGCCUCCGAAAUCGACCUCAAGACCGGACGCAAGAUCUGGCUCACGGCGGACGAACUGAAUGCUAUGCGCGCUGCCCGUCGCAACAAGCCUUGGCAUGCUCGCAUUUACCAGACUCUCUUCGCCUGA